AUGUUUACAUUUAAGAAUGCAUUUCCUCACAACGGAAGAAGAAUUCACACCUUCUCUUUCAAGCUAUUCUUGUGUGGUCUCUUUGUGUUCAUUCUUCUUUGUUGCUUGUGGAAAGACUCUUCAUAUUCCACAACAACCAUAGUGGUGGAUGAUCAUAUUUUCUCAACUCAUAACAAUCAUCAAGUUGAAACGUUUUCAGUGGUCAAAGGUCAAUUACUUUUCCCUCCACAACAACCAUCGUUAACUCCUGAUCAAAUUGAACAAAUUACAAGACUCAUCGUCCAACUCAUUUCUGCUCAACAACGAACUUCUUCGUCAAAUAAGGAUGAAGCUGAUGAUGAUGAAGGUGGUAGUGGAGGAGGAGGAGGCAGUGACGAAGGAGGUGGAUCUUCAGGUGGAGGAGAUUCCUCAGAUGAUGAUGAUGGAGGUGGAGGAGGUUCUUCUGGUGGUGGAUCUUCUGGAGGUGGUAGGGGUGGUUCUGGUGGCAGAGGUGGCUCUUCAGGUGGAGGAGGAGGCAGUGACGAAGGAGGUGGAUCUUCAGGUGGAGGAGGUUCUUCUGGUGGUGGAUCUUCUGGAGGAGGAGGUGACGGAGGAGGUGGAUCUUCUGGAGGUGGAUCGACAAUAAUUAUUACGGGUGGUGGUCAAACACCUGGAGGUCAAGAGGGUGGACAAGCUCCAUCAGGUCCACCACCUGGAACUGGACAAACACCACCAGGAGGUGGACAAGCUCCAUCAGGUCAGACUGGAGGUGGUCAAACACCUACGACUGGUGAAGGACAACCAGGUCAAACACCACCUGGCACUGGAGGUGAAGAAGGUGGACAGCCAGGACAAACCCCUCCUGACACUGGCCAACCAGGUCAAACACCACCUGGAGCUGGACAAACACCACCACCAGGAGGAGCUCCACAAGGUGGUCAAGAAGGUGGUGGAACUGGACAAACACCACCUGGCGCUGGACAACCAGGUCAAACACCUACGACUGGUGGAGGACAACCAGGUCAAACACCAUCAGGAGGUCCUGAAGAAGGUGGACAAACACCCCAAGGUCAGGAACCCUCUCAAACACCAAAACCAGGUGAAACACAACCGGAUAGAGCAAGACUUCGAGAACUCGAAAGGAGAAAACGUUUAAGGGAUCUUGCAAGGAGAAGACGAUUAAGAGAACGUUUGAGGAGAAGACGUCUAAGAGAACGUUUAAGAAGACGAGAUCGAAGAGGAAGAAGAGGUGAACGUGGAAGACGUCGAAGAGAUCGAAGAAGAGAUCGUCGUAGAGGUCGUAGAAGAGGCCGAAGAAGAGAGCGAAGAAGAGGUCGUGGAAGAAGAACUAGACGUCGAAGAAGAUCCAGAAGAAGAGGACGUAGAUCUGGUGGUGGACCUUCUCGAAGAAGAUCCAGAAGAAGAACAAGGAGAGGACGUAGAGCAGGAAGAAGAAAUAGAAGAAGAGUAAAUAGAAGAUCCAAUAGGAGAAGAAGAAGAGCUGCUCCCAGAAGACGAAGACAAACUCGUCGAAGAAGAGGAAAUCUCAAAAGUAACCUAAUGCACAUACCUAUAAGACAUUAUUCUGAAAGCUAA
Messenger RNA from Naegleria lovaniensis, 1575 nucleotides. RefSeq lists its product as uncharacterized. Bases 1 to 1575 code for a protein of 524 amino acids. The record is from RefSeq and is a predicted model, not a curated record. The transcript has a single exon. NCBI's taxonomy places the organism in Eukaryota, Heterolobosea, Eutetramitea, Acrasida, Naegleriidae.